AUGGCGAUCGCUACCCAGUUGCGCCGACUCGUUUUCGGGUCGCUUAUCGUGGCCUCGAUUGCGAAACCCCUCGAGCGCCGCUUCGAGGGUGGCGACGACGACGACGACGAUACUCCGCUCCCGGUGGUUGUCUGGCAUGGCCUGGGCGACGCCUUCAAUGCCGAUGGAAUGCGCGAUGUCGCCGAGAUCAUUGACGAAGUUAAUUCCGGGACCCUCGUGUACCCCAUCCGCAUGGAUGAGGAUGGUUCCCGCGACCGCUACCUCUCCUUCGUUGGAAACGUGACCGAGCAAGUCGACAAAGUCUGUUCCGACCUCGCCUCACACCCGAUCCUCUCAACCGCUCCCGCAAUCGACGCCGUUGGUUUUUCCCAAGGCGGCCAGUUCCUCCGCGCAUACGUCGAGCGCUGCAACAACCCUCCGGUGCGUAGUUUGAUUACUUUCGGCUCGCAGCACAACGGGAUCACCAGUUUCCGCGAAUGCGCCCCGACCGACUGGAUAUGCCGCUUCGCCAUGGCCGUUCUGCGCGGGGAUGCCUGGAGUGACCGAGUCCAGAGCUCGCUUGUGCCGGCGCAGUACUACCGCAACCCGGAGGAAUACGAGCAGUACCUCGAGCACUCCAACUUUCUCGCCGACAUCAACAACGAGCGUCCCGACAAGAACCCCGAGUACAAGAAGAACCUCGCUCAGCUUGACAACUUUGUCAUGUACAUGUUCGAAGACGACACCACGGUGAUCCCCAAGGAGACUGCCUGGUUUGAGGAAGUCAACGGCACCGAAAGCACUCCGCUGCGCGCGCGCAAGUUGUACUCGGAGGACUGGAUUGGCCUGCGCACGCUCGACCGCAAGGGUGGGCUCAAGUUCCGCACCGCGCCUGGCGACCACAUGCAGCUCUCAACUGAGUUGUUGAAGGAGGCAUUUGGCGACUUCUUCGGACCGUUCAACUUGCGCCGUGGCCGUUCGGACCCGCGCCCAGCGACGGUUGUUGAGGAUGACGGCGGUGACCAGGAUCUUUGA
Molecule: messenger RNA, 1014 nt
Organism: Dichotomopilus funicola
Lineage: Eukaryota; Fungi; Ascomycota; Sordariomycetes; Sordariales; Chaetomiaceae
Product: Alpha/Beta hydrolase protein
Exons: 2
Coding region: 1-1014 (337 amino acids)
Cellular component (GO): lysosome
Molecular function (GO): palmitoyl hydrolase activity; thiolester hydrolase activity
Source: RefSeq, a predicted model, not a curated record